AUCACAGCAUGUUCAAUCUCAACAUCUUUAAAUAAUCCUUCGUCAGGUUGAGGAGAUACCCCUCAUAACAUGGGCAUCAAACUUAGAUUCGUAGAGCAGUACGUCGUGGCAGCGGCAAUACUAUUGGCGGUGGUGAUAGUGUUAUUGGGCGGAGGAGCUGAAGGGGUUGUGUUAUGCAACACGGACACGACGAAGAUGAGCUUGUGCCGUCCGGCAGUCACCGGGAAGAACCCUCCGCCGCCGACGGAGGCGUGUUGUGCGGUUGCUCGGCAUGCCGAUCUGGCCUGCCUCUGCAAGUACAAGUCGGUGCUUCCUGCACUUGGGAUUGACCCCAAAAGGGCUAUUGCUUUGCCUGCUAAGUGUGGUCGCACCACUCCCCCACAGUGUAAAGGGAAUUGAAGGUGUCUUAGCCGAUACUCAUUCAAGCAUCGUCUUAAUUAGCACGCCUUUAAAAGUUUCAUUACCAUUAAAGAAGUUUGGGGACUGGAUAAUCCGCCCCUUCUCUUAAAUAAAAUACUGUUAAUCUCUUCAUUUUCUUCCAAUUUAUAUUAUGGGCAAGACUUCUGAUAUGAUAUAACGGGUGUAAAAUUUAUAUUGUUAUCUAAUGUAAUAGAAAGGUAUUGAUAUGCUUAUACUGUUUGCCAUAGAAAUAUAAUGAUGAUAUCGAAAUAAUUA
Molecule: messenger RNA, 675 nt
Organism: Neltuma alba
Lineage: Eukaryota; Viridiplantae; Streptophyta; Magnoliopsida; Fabales; Fabaceae
Product: putative lipid-transfer protein DIR1
Exons: 2
Coding region: 70-399 (109 amino acids)
Biological process (GO): systemic acquired resistance
Molecular function (GO): fatty acid binding
Source: RefSeq, a predicted model, not a curated record